Molecule: messenger RNA, 879 nt
Organism: Lachancea meyersii CBS 8951
Lineage: Eukaryota; Fungi; Ascomycota; Saccharomycetes; Saccharomycetales; Saccharomycetaceae
Source: the annotation of a GenBank genome assembly
AUGAGUAGAAGCGAUCCUCUUCUAGAUAACCUCAAUGCUUUCAAAAACAAAGUCAAAACUAGCCCUAUACCUCCAGUAGUCGAAAAGACGCAAGAAAAUGACAGUAAGAAACGGGCUCUGAAGUCAGAGGAGAGUUCAAAUCUUGCGAAGAAGCCUAAAAAACCCGAACUAGGGUCAUCGUCCACCGGAAGUGUGUCCGGAGUAGCAGCAGCAGCCGCAGCCGCUGCCGUAUCUUCAGAGCAGAGUCUGAGUGGAACUCACCUUUCCACGAAAUUGUUGCUGGCAACAGAAUAUAUUCAGGAACGGGGCGAGGCCGUGCCGAUCGAACAGAUUGAAUCAUACUUGUCGCUGUCGUCCGAAAAUAACGUCAUCCCUCUGCUCAAAAAUAUCAAUAAAAUCAAGUUCGACGCUAAACACAAUACGCUACAGUACGUCUCGAUCUACGACGUGCACUCUGCCGAGGAACUGCUGCAACUGCUGCGUGCUCAGGUCACUUUCAAAGGGAUCUCUUGCAAGGAGCUCAAAGACGGGUGGCCACAGUGCACAGAGGUGAUCGACGAACUGGAAAACAAGAAUAGAGUGCUGGUGCUACGCACCAAGAAAGACAAUCAGCCCAGGUUCGUAUGGUAUAACUUUGGAGGAGCGCUGGGAGGAGUCGACGACGACUUCGUCAAGAUGUGGGAAAACUGCAAGUUGCCACAACGUGGCGAGUUGCCCCGCAAAUUGCAAGAUCUGGGUCUCAAGCCUGCGAGUGUGGAUCCAGCUACAUUGAAGAGACAAUCCACGCGCGUGGAGGUCAAAAAGCGCAAACAGCGCAGGGGGAAAAUCACCAAUACUCACAUGGCUGGUAUUCUCAGGGACUACUCGGAACGUGCUUAG